Aspergillus tubingensis is the source of this 1659-nucleotide messenger RNA. RefSeq names its product sugar porter family MFS transporter. The record is from RefSeq and is a predicted model, not a curated record. Gene Ontology annotation, cellular component: membrane. The transcript is spliced from 5 exons. Gene Ontology annotation, molecular function: carbohydrate:proton symporter activity. Bases 1 to 1659 code for a protein of 552 amino acids. NCBI's taxonomy places the organism in Eukaryota, Fungi, Ascomycota, Eurotiomycetes, Eurotiales, Aspergillaceae. Gene Ontology annotation, biological process: transmembrane transport; carbohydrate transport.
AUGGAUAAGAAGCCUAUAGAUCCCGCAAAGGAGCUGUCCCCGGAUGGUCGUUCUUCCAUCCAAGGGGGCAUUGCUCACCAUGCAGAGGACCCUCUCCCCGAAAGGGAACCUUAUGGCCCCCCAGGUAUUAGGGGACUCAUAGCAAACCCGUUCGUCCUUAUGUGUGCCGCUUGCUCGACGCUGGGAGGUCUCACAUUUGGGUAUGAUCAAGGUGUAGUCUCGGUCAUCCUGGUCAUGGACCAAUUCUUGGAGCGUUUCCCCGAGGUGAACUCCGGCUUUUGGAAAGGUUUGAUGACAGCGAUGAUCGAGCUAGGAGCAUUCCUUGGUGCCAUGAACCAGGGUUGGAUCGCGGACAAAAUCUCUCGCCGUUAUUCGAUCAUCGUCGCAGUUUGCAUUUUCACGGUUGGAUCAGUAUUGCAGACAGCAGCGGUCGACUAUGCCAUGUUGACUGUCGCACGACUGAUUGGUGGUGUGGGGAUUGGUAUGCUGUCAAUGGUGGCUCCCCUGUAUAUCUCCGAAAUUAGUCCUCCCGAGUGCCGUGGUACGCUUCUGGUUAUGGAAGAGCUGUUCAUCGUUCUUGGAAUCGUCAUUGCAUACUGGAUUACCUAUGGCACUAGAUACAUGUCUGGAGAGUGGGCAUGGCGCCUUCCCUUCCUGCUGCAGUUGAUCCCGGGUUUCAUCUUAUCGGCGGGUGUUAUUGUACUGCCUUUCUCUCCAAGAUGGCUUGUUGCCAAAGGAAGGGUCCAGGAGGCUCUGCAGAGUCUGUCGAAGCUGCGUCAGUUGCCUCCAUCCGAUAAGCGCGUCAGACAGGAGCUUCUGGACAUCAAAGCCGAGGUUCGCUUUCAUCAGGAACUCAACGCAGAAAAGCACCCAAAUCUGCAGGGUGGUGGAAUCAAGAACGCAAUCUUGCUCGAUCUGGCAUGCUGGGCCGAUUGCUUCAAAAAGGGUUGCUGGCGGAGGACGCACAUUGGUGUCAUGAUGAUGUUCUUCCAACAGUUCGUUGGAAUCAAUGCCCUCAUAUACUACGCACCCACACUGUUCGAGACUAUGGGGUUGGACUACAGCAUGCAACUUCUGAUGGCGGGUAUCGUGAACGUGGGACAGCUGGUGGGUGUGAUCACCAGUAUUUCCACCAUGGAUAAAUUCGGUCGCCGGGCUCUUCUACUUUGGGGUGUAGCUAUCAUGGCAAUCUGCCAUAUCAUCGUGGCCGUCUUGGUUAGCCUCUACUCCGACAACUGGCCCGCACACCGCGCACCGGGUUGGGCCAGUGUCGCUCUUCUACUUUUGUAUAUGGUUGCUUUUGGUGGCUCAUGGGGUCCAGUAGGAUGGGCGCUGCCAGCUGAGGUGUUUCCUUCUUCUCUCCGUGCCAAGGGUGUGGCCCUUUCGACCUGCUCUAACUGGCUGAACAACUUUAUUAUUGGCUUGAUCACACCGCCGCUUGUUGAAGAUACCGGAUACGGCGCCUACGUAUUCUUUGCAGUCUUCUGUUCGCUGGCCUUCGUAUGGACACUCUUCUUCGUCCCUGAGACUAAGGGCAGGUCUCUGGAAGAGAUGGAUCAGGUCUUCAAGGAUAACUCGAGCGAAGCAGAACAGGCUCGUAGACGUGCUAUCGAGGCAGACCUGUUGCGUGAGGAGGAGCAGGCGGUGAUAGAGGCCUAA